This is a messenger RNA of Branchiostoma floridae (Florida lancelet), 3958 nucleotides long. Its product is annotated as glutamate receptor ionotropic, kainate 2-like. Bases 79 to 2622 code for a protein of 847 amino acids. The transcript is spliced from 17 exons. Gene Ontology annotation, molecular function: glutamate-gated receptor activity; transmitter-gated monoatomic ion channel activity involved in regulation of postsynaptic membrane potential. The record is from RefSeq and is a predicted model, not a curated record. Lineage: Eukaryota; Metazoa; Chordata; Leptocardii; Amphioxiformes; Branchiostomatidae. Gene Ontology annotation, cellular component: plasma membrane; postsynaptic membrane. Gene Ontology annotation, biological process: synaptic transmission, glutamatergic; monoatomic ion transport; modulation of chemical synaptic transmission.
AGAGAUAGGGUAGAUCACAUAAGGCCUUCAGGUCAUUUGUGCGUGCGUGUGUGUUUUCCGUCGGCGAUAGAAAAAGACAUGAAGGGUGUUUUGUGGUACGUCGUGUUUUCAUUGGCAAUGGGAUGUGGCCUCGCCGUGAACGUGACCAUUGGAGUUGUGAAUCUUGGAAAGGCGUUUCCCGGUUUUGACCAGGCCCUGAGAACCAUCCAGGAAAGCGAGGACUUCCCGGAAAAUGUCCAGAUCAACAAAGUCGAGAAAACAAUCAACGUGAAAGAUGCAAGUCUUCCUGUCUUAAGCGCAGAAGUGGCCAAUUUCCGUGAUGAAGAGGUGUGUGCCACCGUCGUGUUGGACUGUUGGGACGAUCACUGCCCAGACACCUCAUUCAUCCUACGCGCCCUCCCCCAGCCCAUCAUACGGGUGGGACCGCCCGUCAACAAGAACCAACACGUCCUGGCAAACGUCGACACUCUGGAAAUCACCCCUUCAGCUAACGAGUUGGCCAUGAUGUUACAUCAGACCAUUGGGAAGUUUGGUUGGCGUUCUGUUACCAUAUUCUACCAUAAAACAGGAGGUUACCACGAGGUAUCUGAAGAGCUGAUGUCGUUGAUGAGUCAGUCCUCUACCUUCUACCGUAUGGCCGAGAUUCCCGAUGAUGAGAGAACCCGCUACGAACAACUGGAGAUCUUCCUCAGGAGCUCAAAGAGUCGCAAGGAAAAGCGCUUUCUUCUCAUUGCAGAUGUUGAAGUGACCAACGAAGUUCUUCAUCAAGCUCAUGGUCAUCUCAUGCUUGAUCCAAGACACCAUUGGAUUCUAUCAAACUUGGAGUUGAACAAACUUGAGUUGUUUGAAUACAGGAAUACGGGAGUACAUCUGACAGUUUUCCAGUUGCGGAGUCACGGUACGACAGAUUUUAUGUUCGAUGAUGCUUUAAGAGGAACCAACCAAAGCUACAGUAUCCAAAACGCACUGGCCUUCGACGCGGCGUCGGUAGUUUCCCAUGCGGCCAUGGUUUCUGCUAAUGAGCAGGAUGUCUGCAAUGGGAUACGGACGGCAGUUCCAGAGGUUCGGCUGAACGGGAGUACGGGGACUGUGGCGUUUGGUCCCGAGGGAACGCGGAUGGAUCUUUCUGUUGAGAUAAUGCAGCUUUCCUCGGAAGGACGACCAGCGAACGUCGGACAUUGGCAGGAAGGAGUUGGAGUCACUUUUGAGGCAUGGACCAAGUUGGAACACCAACAGACGGCAGACCCUGUCUUAGGAGGACGACAGCUUAAGAUCCUUGGAAGAGUGAAGAGGCCGUGGCUGACUCUGAAAGAUGGCGCCACUUGCCAUUAUGAAAAGCCCUGUCAUAGAAAGAACUUCGAGGGAUUCUUUCCUGAUCUAAUGGACCACUUGCAGAAACGUCUUGGCUUCACAUGGGUGAUGAAUCUAACAAAAAUCAAAAUCGGUGAGAAAGUUAAUGGUGAAUGGACUGGACUUACCGGUGCACUUAUUAAUAAGAAGGCUGACGCAGUGCUCUAUGGAGCUACCACACGUUCCAGACGUACUGAAGUUUUAGAGUACUCCUUUCCCCUGGCCCACCAAGGCUACUACAUCAUCAUCAAACGUGCAGAUUCCACGCUCAACAUCAUGGACGUCGCUGGAAUAUUUGAGUUCCUAGCUCCGUUCGAGAUUUUGGUAUGGGCCGCUAUUGGGGCGGCCGUCGUUGCAGUCAGCAUCUCACUCUUUCUUAUUAACAGGCUGGAUCCGUUUGAAUGGCGCGGGCUGGCACAACGAGGUAUUGUGGAAGCAGAUGAAGGCAAUAACAUGAACCUAGUGCAAAGUGCGUGGUUCACGUACGGCUGUCUAGUGGGACAGGGCGGAGAAAAUUUGCCAAAAUCCAUUGCUGGACGGGUCGUUGCUGGAACCUGGUGGUUCUUCAUUCUCGUGACCGUAGCCUCGUACACGGCCAACCUGGCGGCCUUCCUCGGGAGGGCUAACAAAGUGUACUCCAUCCACACCCCUGAUCAACUCAUCGCACAACGCACCAUGCCCUAUGGGACCUACAGAGGCUACACGUUGUUGAAGUUCGUACAGAACACAACUCUCCCUCCCUACCGGUCCAUGGGGAAGUACAUGCAGGAACAUAGGGACACCGCCAUACUGGACACCAAAGAGGAAGGACUGCGUCGUGCAUCAGAGGGCAACUAUGCAUUCAUCGCAGGGGCAAACUACAAAUACGUGCUGCAAAACGACUGGUGCAACCUCACCUUGGCUUCUGACCCCUUCUUCAAGUCAAUGAUUGCUUUGCCGUUUCCUGCCGGAUCUCCAUACUUGGAGCCAAUGAACAGAGCUCUAAUGGCGAUGCAGGACGAAGGAAUUCUGGACAGUCUUAAACUCAAGUGGUUGGAGAAACCUGGCAAGUGUAUGGAGCACAACAAACAAGAUGGCGUCCUUCGCAUCAACAACUUCAAGGGAGUCUUCAUCGUGCUGCUUCUCGGCAUCACCGCUGGUGGUAUCGUCGGUCUGUUCGAGUGUUUUGGACAUCAGGGGCGCAAACUCACCAAAAAGGCCUGCACCAAAGCGUCCCCUAAGAAAGAAAAUGCAGACUCUGAGGUAACCAUCACGAUGGCUAACGGGACUUAGGACGUCAUCAUGGUUCAUUUUAUGUAUCAAUCUAUUCACGAAUCUCUUUAUUUAUUCCGCUAAUUUAAUCCGCAAAGUGGGCUUUUAUCCGAUGGACCAUUCUGCAUUACACCUCAAUAAAUCUAUGGCCAUGCAUGUGUUUUGACCCAUAGGCAAGCUUCAAAACUUAACGCUGGUUAACCUUUAUCUGCUGGGUUUUAGGAAUACAGUUUCAAAUCGACAGACUGUCGUUAAAAACUGCAAUUUUUUCAAAAGAAAUCGUAAUGAAACCACCAUCCAUCGUCUUGAUGGCCCUAAACACACUGCUUUUGAUACUAUCGGAUAUAGGUUACCCCACAGAAAGUCGUUCGUAACGAUGAAGCUCUUCUGUGAAGAAUACUGUCUAAAGUUUAAUGAAAUUUAUAAUUAUGUAACCCAAUUUUAAAUGGUCAUAACAUAAUUAAUUUUUAUUGCUAGUACUGCAAAAAUACUAGUACUGAAGAGACGACAAGAGCCGAAGAAGAUUACUGCAAAAAUAACCUAAAAUUUUACUAUUCUUGUAAACACUAAAUCUAGACGUAUUAACUUAGAAUGAUUGCUUCUAAUUUUCUUCUUUUAGAAAGACUAUAUAAUGCACUAUAUAUAUUGUAUAUGUAAAGUCUGGCCUGUACUCUCAUAUAUAGCCUAUAUAGCCAUAUGCAUGAUUAACCAUCUAGAUAAAGUCACAUAUGUCUAUAUAUAAUAUAUGUAGUGUUAUAUAACUUCGUAGCUAUGCUGACUGCAUAACUUAUCUAGAUUGAUAUAUCUAUGUCGUUCUGAUGAAUGUUUGUAUGUCAAAAUAAUGCAACAAAUAUGAAUAAUGUUAUAAGUGAAAUGUGCUGUGAUCAUGUGCUUGGAUACAAUGUGAUACAAUUAUUCGCCUUCUAAAGAUAUUUUGCCUAUAGCUAUUGUCUUCAAAGACAAUACCAAAUUAUGUUUAUGAGGUUGACAUCUUACACAUAUCUGUUAACUUCUUAUGCCUUUCAUGCUAUGUAUAUUUAUUAUAGUCGAUAAUAAAUCAUGAAUGUACCCUUUCCCAGACGAUUCUAAACUAGAUUUGUAAGGACUGGAUGUUAUCUGUAUCACUGUUAUAUUCUAUCUGACCUGUACCCCCCUCAUGACGUCAAUGAAAAGCGGCCUGCAGGCCGAUUUGAGCUUCCCAUUAACGACAACAAAUAAUAGAUAAAGGUUCAAACGUUUUAUGCAUGCAUGAAUAUGUAGGCACACUGUGUUAAUUAGGAAGCAAUAUGGUGCACACUGACAUAUUCAGACUUUCAUAUCUAUUGUGAUGUGAACAUACAAAUAAACGUUUUCACGA